ACAAACUCUUCUACAGUCCUUCACAACUAGGUUCUCUACCUAUUGAUCCUGUCUAACGACGCAACAUCAUUACAAUGCGUUACUCAACAUUGGCUGCAUCUUUCGCCUUUGGCGCUCAGCUUGUUGCUGCCACUUCUGUCGCCCUGUCAACAGUUCCAAGCCUAAAAGGUGUCAGCAUAGAGGCUGUUGUGGAACUCCAAUCGUGGGACAACACAGAUGAUUUUUCAGCUGUCAACGCUACCCAGUGGGCCACUUUCCUAGAUCAGCCCUACGACGUCCUCGCAGCAUGGGACGACAAGACUACACAUCGCAUGUUCUCUCUCCUGCACAAUGUACUGGACUUCGGAACUGGACUAGACAAACGAGAUGCAACACCAGCUCAAGCAAAAGUUCAGAUUGAGAAUAAAAAAAACCUGUAUGACGAUGAGAUCAACACAGAUGAAAAGAAGGAUGGUGCAGUAACAGCAUGCUUAAAGUCAGGCAUCUGCAUUCUGUGCCUCAGCUCAGCUGGAACCUUAGCAAUUGGCAGAGUGUCUGCAUGCGCAACAGCUGCUCUUGCAGCAGAAGUGUUCACUGCUCCAGAGACAGCUGGGCUUUCUACCGGACCUGUUAUUACAGCUUUCAUUGAAUGCGCUUCUAUUCCAAUCGCUGCGUUCCUAACAGCAGCUAUUGGAUGUGCGGAGGCGGUAAAGCACGUUGGGGGUAAUUGAGGGAAGGGCCUUGGCAAGGGCAAGAGGAAGGACGAGGGCGAGGACAAGGGCUUAUACUUCGUAGCUGUCUGGUUAACUAAUAUGUUUUCAUUUUAAUUCCACAAAUUGAAAUAUUACUACAUCGGGAA
This is a messenger RNA of Didymella exigua CBS 183.55, 838 nucleotides long. RefSeq lists its product as uncharacterized. The coding region runs from base 75 to 710 and encodes 211 amino acids. The transcript has a single exon. The record is from RefSeq and is a predicted model, not a curated record. Lineage: Eukaryota; Fungi; Ascomycota; Dothideomycetes; Pleosporales; Didymellaceae.